AUGGCGACAAUGACGAGCUUAAUUGGGCUGAUAAACAAAAUCCAAAGAGCGUGCACCGUCCUUGGCGAUCAUGGCGGCCAAGGAAUGUCUCUCUGGGAAGUUCUCCCUUCUGUUGCUGUUGUUGGUGGCCAGAGCUCUGGGAAAUCUUCGGUUCUGGAGAGCAUUGUAGGAAGGGAUUUCUUACCUCGAGGAUCUGGCAUUGUUACGCGGAGGUCAUUGGUGUUGCAACUUCAUCAGAUAGAAUCUGGGACUGAAUAUGCAGAGUUUCUUCAUGCACCAAGGAAGAGGUUCACUGAUUUUGCUGCCGUUCGUAAGGAGAUUUCAGAUGAAACAGAUCGAAUAACUGGGAAGACGAAGCAAAUCUCUAAUGUUCCAAUUCACUUGAGCAUAUAUUCUCCACAUGUUGUCAACUUAACACUCAUAGAUCUUCCUGGGUUGACAAAGGUUGCUGUAGAAGGACAGUCAGAGACUAUAGUCUCGGAUAUUGAGAACAUGGUUCGUUCUUACGUUGAAAAGCCUAACUGCAUCAUAUUGGCUAUUUCACCUGCUAAUCAAGACAUUGCCACUUCCGAUGCCAUAAAACUUGCAAGAGACGUGGAUCCAUCAGGUGAAAGAACUUUUGGGGUGGUAACGAAACUUGAUCUCAUGGACAAGGGAACAAAUGCUGUGGAUGUUCUUGAAGGCAGGGCAUACAGGCUUCAACAUCCUUGGGUUGGAGUUGUGAAUCGUUCUCAAGCUGACAUAAAUAAGAAUGUUGAUAUGAUUUUUGCACGCCGAAAAGAGCGUGAAUAUUUUGAAACAAGCCUUGAUUAUGGACACUUAGCGAGUAGAAUGGGAUCAGAGUAUCUUGCAAAACUAUUGUCUGAGCAUUUAGAGCUUGUUAUCCGGCAGCGCAUACCAAGCAUCAUUGCCUUAAUAAAUAAGACCAUUGAUGAGCUCAAUGCAGAGUUGGACCGCAUUGGCAGACCUGUUGCGGCUGAUGGAGCGGCCCAGUUAUAUACAAUUUUAGAACUCUGCCGUGCAUUUGACCGUGUCUUCAAAGAGCACCUGGAUGGAGGGCGACCCGGUGGGGAUAGGAUAUUUGGAGUUUUUGACAACCAAUUACCGGCUGCUUUGAAGAAGCUACCGUUUGAUCGCUAUCUUUCAUUAAAGAAUGUCCAAAAGGUUGUGACAGAGGCUGAUGGAUACCAGCCACAUUUGAUUGCUCCAGAACAAGGAUACAGAAGGCUCAUCGAGGGUGCUAUCAGCUAUUUCAAAGGGCCAGCUGAAGCCUCCGUGGAUGCUGUGCACUUUGUAUUGAAAGAGCUUGUAAGGAAGUCGAUAGCUGAAACACAGGAACUGAAGCGAUUUCCGACGCUUCAAACUGACAUAGCUACCGCUGCAAAUGAAGCAUUGGAAAAAUUCCGAGACGAAAGCCGGAAAACAGUGUUACGGUUGGUGGAGAUGGAAUCCAGUUACUUGACGGCCGAUUUUUUCCGGAAGCUUAAUGCGGAACCGGAAAAGAUUACCGGGAAGAAGUCUAGUGCAGAAGCAGAGAAGAAUGCAAAAACAGAAUCGCCCUCCGGAUUGGGGGAGGCUAAGAGGUCACUGCUGAGCAACUUUUAUGCUCAAGUAGGAAGGAGAGAGAAGGAACGACUGAGUGCAAUGCUGGAUGAAGACCCUCAACUGAUGGAAAGGCGAAUGCAACUUGCCAAGCGUCUGGAGCUUUACAAAUCCGCAAGAGAUGACAUUGAUUUAGUCGCAUGGAAAUGAAUAUGAUUCUU
Messenger RNA from Hibiscus syriacus, 1763 nucleotides. Its product is annotated as dynamin-related protein 1C-like. Gene Ontology annotation, molecular function: GTPase activity; microtubule binding; GTP binding. Lineage: Eukaryota; Viridiplantae; Streptophyta; Magnoliopsida; Malvales; Malvaceae. The transcript is spliced from 17 exons. Gene Ontology annotation, cellular component: membrane; microtubule; cytoplasm. The record is from RefSeq and is a predicted model, not a curated record. The coding region runs from base 1 to 1752 and encodes 583 amino acids.